Molecule: messenger RNA, 1797 nt
Organism: Leptomonas pyrrhocoris
Lineage: Eukaryota; Euglenozoa; Kinetoplastea; Trypanosomatida; Trypanosomatidae
Exons: 1
Coding region: 178-1797 (539 amino acids)
Biological process (GO): chromatin remodeling
Cellular component (GO): Swr1 complex
Molecular function (GO): nucleosome binding
Source: RefSeq, a predicted model, not a curated record
AGCCGAAGCGGGGUUUUUUUUUUUCAAAAAGGCAAAUUUGCCUUAUUUCUCGUUCGACUUGCUGCGCCAACAGCAGCAACAACAAAUAGCCGGGUAAGGUACAACUUGAAGUAAAAACAAGGGCAAGACAGACAGCAAAUAUAUAUACGAAGUUUGCCCACGUGGAAUAGCGGUGCAAUGAACCGGCUGUACGCCAAGAAGUCGGCUCAGCAAGAUCGCCUGGCGCAGCUUAGCGAUGACAACGCUUUUGUGGACGUUGAGGCCGCGUUGAAGCGCAUGGGCGAGGACGCCUUGUUGGAGACCUCCACCCCGCAGCGAAACAUCAAGACACCGUCAUCGCCCUACGAUGCAGCUGGAAAGCCAAAUGAAUCAAAAAGUGGGGGUGUCUGGCCCGCAAAGCGCGCGUUCGCCAGCCGCGGUGGGGGAGCCUCGAAAGACGCCCUCCUGAACGGUGCACGGGUGCCGCUUACGGGGAGUCUGCUGGAGCAGCACAAGGCGUACCUGGCCUCUGUCCGUGCCGCAGCGGAGGAGAUAUCGGAAUUGAGCAGCAGUUCGGACUCCGACGUUGGCGAUGAAGGCGGCGGGGAAGCCGUGGGUGGUGGUGCCAACGAGGGAAAGCGCCGGCGGCCCAAGGCGAGUCUGUCCAAACACAAAGGGUCGCAACAGCAGCGGCGCGGCGUGGGAAAGAGCUUGCCGGAGUCGACCUCCUCGUCGGUGGCCUCUCCGGUGUCGGUGGCAGAGCCCGUCGCGGCGGUUUCCGUGCUGUCUGUGAAGACGGAAGGGGCGGAGGGCGCUGCUGCGGCGACACGCACCCGCAAGCGUCUGCGAGGAGACGUGGGCCUUACUGCGGUCAAACACGAAGGAGUUGACACACACAACGAGGCUGCGGUGGCGCCGACAGGGGACCGCGCUCUCCGUUCGUCGCUUCACGCUGAUAGUGCCGCAGAGGAGGAUGGUGGCGGAGCAGCAUCGCCCGCGCUCGUCGCAAAGCUGCACGCACAGCUCUGCUUGAUCGAGCAGUGGCGCCGCACGGUGCUGGACAACCCACCUCAGAUUAUCAACGGUGUCCUGUCCCCUCAGCCAUACGCGCCGUGGACCGCAACGUCCCCCACCGGUUCCGCCGACGCCGACACGAAGUCCAACAAAGUGAGUAGUAACGCAGCGAAUACAACUAAUCCUAGCCUUCUCGACGACUGGAUGAGGGAGGGCAAGCAUGGCGUCUGGGCGGAGGCGGUUGUGCCGUACCCUCUGCUGCAGGUGUACAGUCUGUGCCCCAGCUACGAGGCCCUCACGGCGGCACCAGUGAGCCGGCGACACGUGGAGUGUGUCCGAUGCAGCGACGACACCGACGGCGCAGAGGAAUGCACGAACGCAUUCGCAUCGCUUCCCCUGUCGCACGUGCCGCCGUCAUCGUCACGUUCCGCCAAACGCGCGUCCUCUGCGCAUUCUUCGGUGGAUCAACCUCCGUCGCCCAUUCAAACAGUGGACGUUGCAGGGGUGUCCGUUGCGAUCCCCGUCACCCACCGGCGACGCCACGCGUUGGAGAGACGCAGUGUCCGCCUGCACCGCCCAGCAGCCUUCCUUGACUUCAAAAACGUCGGCAACACUGCUGCCACCACGGCGAGCACAGCGCCGACCAACGGGGACGGGGUGCAGGGGGCGUAUCAGCACCAUUUAUGCUCGGUGUGCAUGCUGCCCGCGUCGUACCGCUGUGUGCGGUGUCGGGUGGCGCUGUUCUGCUCCAUCGAGUGCCACGUCGUGCACGACGCCACGCGGUGUUUGAAGUUUACGGUGUAG